Meriones unguiculatus (Mongolian gerbil) is the source of this 2812-nucleotide messenger RNA. RefSeq names its product transcription factor AP-2 gamma (gene Tfap2c). The record is from RefSeq and is a predicted model, not a curated record. The transcript is spliced from 7 exons. Gene Ontology annotation, biological process: regulation of cell population proliferation; anatomical structure development; regulation of transcription by RNA polymerase II. NCBI's taxonomy places the organism in Eukaryota, Metazoa, Chordata, Mammalia, Rodentia, Muridae. Bases 242 to 1594 code for a protein of 450 amino acids. Gene Ontology annotation, molecular function: RNA polymerase II transcription regulatory region sequence-specific DNA binding; DNA-binding transcription factor activity, RNA polymerase II-specific. Gene Ontology annotation, cellular component: nucleus.
GGGACACUGUGUGAGGGUGAGAGUCCUCCGGUCCGCGGCUGCGGCCUCUUACACACCUACGGCGGCCACAUCUGCGCGCACAGCCACCAAUGCGCGUCCAGUGACCGGGACAGCGAGGCCCGCGCGGUGCGUGGGCGGCGGCAGACGCCUGGCCACCGUGACCCCGAUUGUGGAUUUACCGCUCGGGGGGUGGGGGGAGCCUGGAUUUAACUGGCGACUAUUUUGGGGGACGCCGGACGCCAUGUUGUGGAAAAUAACAGAUAAUGUCAAGUAUGAAGAGGAUUGCGAGGAUCGCCAUGACGCCGGCAGUAAUGGGAACCCUCGCAUCCCCCACCUCUCUUCUGCUGGGCAACAUCUCUACAGCCCCGCUCCGCCUCUCUCGCACACCGGGGUUGCCGAGUACCAGCCGCCGCCGUACUUCCCGCCUCCCUACCAGCAGCUGGCAUACUCGCAGUCCGCCGACCCUUACUCGCACCUGGGAGAGGCUUACGCCGCCGCCGUCAACCCCCUGCACCAGCCUACUCCCACCGGCAGCCAGCAGCAGGCCUGGCCGGGUCGACAGAGCCAGGAGGGCGCUAGCCUCGCCUCGCACCACGGGCGCCCUGCAGGCCUGCUACCCCACAUUUCAGGGCUGGAGGGGGGCUCGGUGAGCGCCCGGCGGGAAGCCUACCGCCGAUCUGACCUGCUGCUGCCCCAUGCCCACGCCCUGGAAGCCGCUGGUUUGGCGGAGAACCUGGGGCUGCACGAGAUGGCUCACCCCAUUGAGGAGGUGCAGAAUGUGGACGAUCCGCACCUGCUUCUUCAUGAUCAGACUGUCAUUCGCAAAGGACCCAUUUCAAUGACCAAGAACCCUUUGGGGCUCCCCUGCCAGAAGGACCUGGUGGGAGCAGUCAUGAACCCCAGCGAGGUGUUCUGCUCUGUCCCCGGAAGACUGUCCCUGCUCAGCUCCACAUCUAAGUACAAAGUGACUGUGGCCGAGGUGCAGAGGCGACUGUCACCACCAGAAUGCCUAAACGCCUCGCUCCUGGGAGGCGUGCUCAGAAGAGCAAAAUCCAAAAAUGGAGGCCGGUCCCUGCGGGAAAAGUUGGAUAAAAUUGGGUUGAACCUUCCAGCUGGGAGAAGGAAAGCUGCCCACGUCACCCUGCUCACGUCUCUCGUGGAAGGCGAAGCCGUCCAUUUGGCUCGGGACUUUGCCUAUGUCUGCGAAGCUGAGUUUCCCAGUAAAGCAGUGGCUGACUAUUUAACCAGACCGCAUCUUGGGGGACGGAAUGAGAUGGCCACGAGGAAGAGUAUGUUGUUGGCAGCACAGCAGGUGUGCAAAGAAUUCACAGACCUUCUCCAUCAGGACCGAACACCCAACGGGAACAACAGGCCCGCCCCGGUCUUGGAGACGAACAUACAGAACUGCUUGUCUCAUUUCAGCCUGAUAACUCAUGGCUUUGGCAGCCAGGCCAUCUGCGCCGCCGUGUCUGCAGUGCAGAAUUAUAUCAAGGAGGCUCUCAUCACCCUCGACAAGUCCUACAUGAACCCAGGGGACCAGAGUCCAGCUGAUUCCAACAAAACGAUGGAGAAAAUGGAAAAGCAGCGGAAGUAAAGCUGUUGUGUGGAGGCCAGAGAGUGAAAGAAGAGGACUGGAGCCCCUUUCGCCGGGGCCGCCUGGGAAGCAUCCGGACGGGGCAAGCAAUUACCAUCCACCUCACUCUUGGAGUCUGCCCUCUUGGAGUCUUGUGACUUUUCUACUUAACCCUGGACAUGCUUUCCUGAAGCGAUUUGGUUUGAUUCUUUUACUCAUUAAACAUUUAUAUAUUUUUUUGGAAAUCCAGUCCCUCUCUGAAAGGUGCUAUGAGUUUUAGAACUCUUCUGUGAAAGCUUCCUGGGCCAACAAGAAACUCCGUGCUUAGCUGCUGACACAGCAGAUGGGAGUACGAUAAAGGGAUUGAUGGUUCAUAACUUAUUUUUUCUUCAGUGUUAAGAUAAUGGCUGGCUUUUAUGUCCACGAAAAUAUUUAUCUAAAAUAAAAAAAAAAAAUAGUAUUUAUCUAGCUUUCCCCACCCCCUCAGCCAUCACACCUUCUGGUAGGAGCCAAAGGUCAGACGUUCUUAGCAGCUAUUCGGUGGUAUGUGACAGGUUUGUAGCCCCUGCUCAAAAAGGGCUCUCCUAUUUUAAAAAAGAAAGCAAAGCCCGCUGGUUGUUUCAUGUUUCCUUCCUCUUUAUUAAAAAAAAAAAAUAUAUUGAAAGUUUAAAAUUCUAUAAAUAGUAGAAUUUUUUUUAAAUGACCUGUUCCUUUAAGGUAUAGAAGCUUUAUUUGCAUAUUUAUUUCAUAUCUUGAUAUUUUUUUUUUUUCCACAUAAACUUGAAGAGGGUAGGCACACAGCGGCGCCUGUCAUCCCCAAGUCCCCGAGGAAGCUCUGUGUUGAAAAACUGUUGAGUGUACAGAUUUUAUUUAUGCAUAAUUUAACGGGAUCUGUAAAUACUUCUUAUGACUUUUUGAGAAAUGGGAUUCGAUUUUAAUAUUAACUUUUAAUGGUGAUGGGUACCAUAGCCCCUCCCUCUAGAUUUUAUGCAUAUGCACACAGGGUAUUGAGACUGAAGAUGAAGCUGGGCUUUGCUCUUGGCUGGUCAGGCAUUAUUUAAUUGGAGCUGUCUAGAAAGCAAUAUACGUCUCGUUCCUGCGGGCUGAACCAGAAGGUCUAGAGUAUAGUUUGUGUGGGUGAAGUGUGGACUGGGAUUGAACCUCUAUGCCUGUAAGUGCUACCUAAAUAAUUGUUGUGUGUAUGAUACCUGUAAAAUAAAAAUAUUCUCGAUAGAAUCU